This is a messenger RNA of Dinoponera quadriceps, 1528 nucleotides long. RefSeq lists its product as uncharacterized. The transcript has 3 exons. NCBI's taxonomy places the organism in Eukaryota, Metazoa, Arthropoda, Insecta, Hymenoptera, Formicidae. The record is from RefSeq and is a predicted model, not a curated record. Gene Ontology annotation, cellular component: plasma membrane. Gene Ontology annotation, molecular function: odorant binding; olfactory receptor activity. Bases 324 to 1283 code for a protein of 319 amino acids. Gene Ontology annotation, biological process: sensory perception of smell; detection of chemical stimulus involved in sensory perception of smell.
UUGAAGACAUUAAACAACGAGUAGACACUUCAAUUAUCUCCAAAAUUACACAUUGAAAAACAUUACGUUAACUUUCAUUUCUCAAAUUCAUUAACUUUAUUUUAACCUGCCCCACUUCUCAAAUCCAUCUCCAUUUGCAAUUGUUCGAACGUUACGCAAUUAACAACGAAGAACGGCAAUGCUUCGUUAAUCUAGAGCCACCGGGACGUAAGGUACUCUUUACACAACUACUUCUCGAUAAUAGUAUUCACAUGAUCUGUUAAUCUAUCCGUCAGGCGAAGGUAUGGUUGCAUCAUUGCGCAUGUCCGACGACCUUGUAAUCAAUGCCGCCUCUCCGCGUCGUACAGUCUUCAACUAAACCUUUUAUCGCGAACAUGGAGAUCUCGAGCAAUGGACAAACGACAUCGUUGAACGCGAGUUACCAGAGAGAUGUGCGAUACAUUUUUACACCCAGCAGUUGGAUUCUCGGUUCGAUCGGUAUCUGGCCGAUCGCGUUCCGAGGCAUUGGACGACACAUUUCUAAAAUCUCUAUUUUCACCUGUAAUUUUGUACUAAGUUUCGCGAUGGUGCCCUGCGCCUUACAUAUAAUUUACGACCAGAAGGACCUCAACAUAAGGCUCAAACUCUCCGGACUCUUGGGCUUCUGCAGCACUGCGAUGAUAAAGUUCUUCGUUCUCGUGAUACAUCGUCCAAAAAUACGAAAGUGUAUCGAAUAUGUGAAGGACGAUUGGUGGCAGGUGAAGUUCAAGUCCGACCGCGAACGCAUGCUGAAGUACGCCGGCAUCAGUCGUAAUCUAUCUUUAAUCUGCACGACUACCAUGUAUUCCGCCGGCUUCAUUUAUCAUUUGAUCCUGCCGUUUUGCACCGAGCACAAAUUCGGCAACGAAACCAUCAGACCGCUUGUGUACCCCACUUACAGCGAAUUUAGUCAAAGCCAGAUAAGCCCGACAUACGAAAUAGUAUAUAUGUUCCAUUGUAUGUGCGGAUAUACUAUACACACGGUCACAGUCGGGACAUGUUUAUUGGCAGCGAUAUUUGCUACUCACGCCUGUGGCCAGAUUCAAGUGGUUUUAUCUCGUCUGGAAGAUCUUUUGGACGGUAAAAACUUUGAGCGAAUUCCAAACGUCCAGCAACGCAUCGCCGCCAUCGUGAAGAGCCACGUUCAAAUAAUGAGAUUUACAACAGUUGUGGAGGAAAUUCUGCAAGAAGUUUGUUUGGUUGACUUCACCAGCUCUAUAUGCAUAAUUUGUUUACUCGAAUAUUACUGCAUACUGGUGCGCUAAUCAUUUCUAGAAAGAUUUAAUUUUUAGAAAGUCGAAAUUUUAUAAAAAAUAGUCAUAUUUUUAUAUUAUGUUAGGAUUGGCAAGAAAAUGAUAGGAUCGGUCUAAUAACGUAUUUUAUGUUGUUCGUCUCAUUCGUCUUUAACGUGUUCAUAUUAUGUUACAUCGGCGAGCUCCUCAUGGAAAAGGUAUUUUUACAUCUGAUGCAUAGUGUAUCAUAUUGACCGUUUGUUGAGUAAUCAGUCGCG